AUUUAUUUUAGCUUUAAAUUUUAAAGAAGUGUAACAAGAAGAAUGAAUGCUUCUCUCCUAAAUGCUCGUCAGGGUCAGUUAACAUUCAAGGAUGUGGCUGUGGACUUCUCACAGGAGGAAUGGGAAAGUCUUGACCAUGCUCAGAGGGCAUUGUACAUGGAUGUGAUGUUAGAGAAUUACAACAAUCUGUUUUUUGUGGAGAAUCAUGGCAUGUGUGAUAAAUAUCAGAAAAUUUUGGAUCAAGACCUACAGCAUAUUGUCCAUGAACGUGUAAAUAUCCAAGUGAAUUCUUAUAAAUGUCAAGAGAUUGGCAAAAUCAUUCAUGAAUCCACGCAAAGUACACCUUAUAAAAUUAACCUCAGGGAUACAUCUUUUGAAUCAUCAAAUAUAAGCAGACAUGAAACUGGAAACAAUCGAGAACCUUGCAAAUAUAAAAACCAGGAAUAUUGUUUAAAUUUGUGCUCUACCAUUAGUCUAAAUCAAGGAAUCAACAUAGGAAAGAAAGAAAACAAUGGUGCAGACCUUGAUAAGGUUUUUGACUCUAAACAAACAAGCAUGUUGGAACAAACCAAAAGUGGAAAGAAACCUUACAAAUGUAGUGAAUGUGCCAAAUGUUUUGCCAAGAAAUGCUGGUUUAGAAAACAUCAGACAG
Messenger RNA from Grammomys surdaster, 652 nucleotides. Its product is annotated as zinc finger protein 54-like. The record is from RefSeq and is a predicted model, not a curated record. Gene Ontology annotation, biological process: regulation of DNA-templated transcription. The annotation marks the transcript as partial. The transcript is spliced from 3 exons. NCBI's taxonomy places the organism in Eukaryota, Metazoa, Chordata, Mammalia, Rodentia, Muridae.